AAGAGGUUGUGUAACAUUUUUUUCAUUCGUUUUCUCAGAUCCAAAAUGCCAGCCCCUGCCGUAGGAAUCGACCUCGGAACCACCUACUCUUGUGUUGGGGUUUUCCAACAUGGUAAGGUUGAAAUUAUCGCUAAUGAUCAAGGAAAUCGAACUACCCCAAGUUAUGUCGCUUUCACCGACUCUGAAAGACUCAUUGGCGAUGCAGCGAAGAAUCAGGUCGCUCUCAAUCCGUCAAAUACGGUUUUUGGUGAGUUGCUUUGCAAAUUAAUUUUGAGAGAACUUUAAUAAAAUUUCUUUCUUUUACCUUUUUGCUGUGAAACAGAAUUAAAACGCGUUCAAAGAGAUGUUUUGUGCUCUCAAGCCCAAGCGCUUCGAUUUGCUGAGGAAACGAACUUAUUUAUUUCAGAUGCGAAGCGUUUAAUCGGAAGAAAAUUUGAGGAGGGCUCUGUCCAAAGCGAUAUGAAACACUGGCCGUUUAAGGUGAGUUAAAUCUUGCAAGAGGUUGAACGACGAGGUGAAAGCAAAGAGCGCUCGCAUGCGGGCUGGUGGCGUAAGGGUGCAGUUGUGUCCUGAGCUACGCCACGAUUUUUUGGUAUUUCCUUUUAAUGCUUGAUACUCUUUGUAAUCAAAGAAAACCGUUCAAAAGUGGUUUAGUUUUAUUAAAAAUUUAUCUACUGCGACAGGUAAACUAUAAAUUUACGUGUUUGGAUGUCGAUGGCGAGGAUGGAAACGGAUUGCAACUUCGAAAAAAAAUUGGGCCAACUUUUAAACUUCUGUGUUAUUGAAAAAGUGACCUAAAGCCGAUCAUGCUUUGUGUUCCCUUUGACAAAAUCAUCUGAUAUCUUUCUUUUUAGAGUUGCAUAACAAGUACAAAAAAAGAUGACAGAGAAUACUUAGUUCUAGAAAAUUGUUCUAGAAAAUACGUAACAGUUUCGAUUCCUGCUCUAUGGCUUAUUUGAUUGGAUGAGACAUCUUCAUUUUUUUAGCUUUCUGUUUGGUGUUGUACAUGUAUUUAUAUAACAAUAUCUCGUGCUUCAAAUUCCCAUAAAUAUGGUUGGUCAUUUUGUUUUCUCUUUCAGGUGAUUAGUGAGGGGGGAAGACCCAAAAUUCAAGUUGAACACAAAGGAGAAACUAAAACAUUCUAUGCUGAAGAAGUGAGUUGAAAUAUUUUUCUUGGUGACCAUGUUUUUUUUUAAACUCCAUUUUCACCACAAGAUAACGAAUUGUUGAGAUACUUGAUCCUUUCUUUAGCACAAGUUUUAAAGAGAAGAAUGCUCUUCAUUAUUUCUAAUAGUUAACAUCCCUUUUUUUUCCUAUGACAGAUUUCCUCCAUGGUUUUGACCAAAAUGAAGGAAACAGCAGAGGCGUAUCUGGGUGAUAAGGUCACUGACGCUGUUGUCACUGUGCCGGCUUAUUUCAAUGAUUCACAGAGACAGGCAACCAAAGAUGCUGGUAUGUAAGCUUAUUUUUGAAUCAAAACAGAGCAAUACUGGUCUUGAAAGGGUUAACCAUUAGUUAUCUGGCUACGGUUGUUCAAACGCUGGAUAUUGACAUCCACUGUAUAAAUUACUGUCCAAUGGGUAAAUACUAGGAAAACCAAUUGCCCUAUCCAGGGGAUAGUGUUAUUAUUCACCUUUGAAACAGUUGGGCCCUGUAUUAUAAACCUCAAUAUAACAAAUAUAUGUCAACAUGUGACCGAAAGAUAGCUAUAGAUGAAUGAGAAACAGGCCAACAAAGAUACAUCGUAAUAUUUGCAUACAGUAGUUUCAAGCAGUCUUGUUUGCCUGUUCUUGUGGUUCUAGGGUCAUAGCCAUGUAAAGCUCAGAACUGGGACAAUAGCUUUGUACACAAAAUGUUUAUUACAGAACCUGUUCAUAUCUGGAAAUGCUGGGCUUUGGAAAAGUACAAAAUAUUCCAAUUUCUUUGGUGGUAUUUCUUGAGAAAUUAGUGCUUAAAGGACCCUACUGUUAAAAGAAAAUCGUGUCUAGUAAAAAAUUUUGCUGAUAUUUUUUACUGAAAUUUUUGGUAUCGAUUUUAUUGAUAUAACUAUUAUGCGGGAGAAAUUUCAGAAAAAUCAUUAGAGCAGAAGUCCGUAACUAAUAGUCACUCAAAAAUCAGCUGUGAAAUUGUUUUGGAAUUUCAAAAAUAAAUUAGGCAGGUGGAAGGAGGAACCAGUUUGAAAUUUUCAGACAAAAAUUCAACGUUUGCUAAUUCUUAAAACAAAAGCCAAUUACCUAUCAUGCUAUUCUUUAAAAGGUACUUUUUAGUUUUAGAAGCACUAUAAAAUGGCUCCAAACCUUGUUCUUAUGUCGAAUUACUUAAUCCUCUACAUUUUUAAAAUAUCCCUUGGCAGUUUUGGUUCAAACUCCUGCCACAUACAUUUUGAUGUAUUGCAAUGGAUCCUCAACGGCGUUUCAAAAGAGCUAUAAAAGCGGCUGCAGUGGAAAGCCCUUUGACAGCGAUAAACAGCGCUUUUGCAGCGGUGCAGAAAAUUCCCGAAUCAUGAUCUACGCUGCAAAGAGGCUGCAAAGUGGCUUUGAAAAGACAAAGAAUGUUGUUAUCGGUAAUGGCCUACCACUCGUUAGAACAAAAAAAAGAAAUGCAGGCUCCAAUAAUCAUAAUACAUGGUAGAGGAGCUGACAAGUCCUUAGUAGCAGAGUAAAAGCCACUAGAAAGUCAAAAUGCAACUGAUACUUUAUUAGUAUACACGUGCACACAAAAGCACUUGACAUAUCACAAAUCUGCAACAGUCUCGCUUUGUAAAUAUUUAGCACGGUCACUAAUGUAAAUGUAAGUACAGCCAUUAAGGUGGCUGAACACAGUUUUGGCAGUUUGUGAGCGUAUGUCAUUUGCCAAAUCAUGGCAAGAGAAAGGUUGCAGCUCACAAGCUGAAACUUGGCAAGUGAAAAAUAUACUUAUGAAAGAUUUUGAUGUAAUAUAUCAAACAUGAGAUGCAGUGUUUCAUCACCAGAUGAAACACCGAGAAGAGAGUUGAAAAUACGACGCGCAGUGGAGUAUUUUUGACGAACUUCGAGGUUUUUCAUCUGGUGAUGAAACACUGUGUCGAAUGUUUGGUAUUUCUUCUCAAACAAAAUCAUUUUUGAAGGAGAAAUUAAGGAUGCAAAAAUGAGCAGUUUUUCAUCUGAUAUCCAAACACUCAUUAAACAUUAAUUUCCUUUGAAUUUUCUUUAUGAAUUAUUAAUGAGUUUGAGAAUGACAGGUAAAAUGUGACGUUUUCGUAGUUUCCAUGGCAACAUGAAUGAUUGAAUACGACCUUUAAUUUUCACUUUUGCUCAGUUUACUCAAAAUUCGCUCAUUAGAUUUUCCUAUAAACUUGCACACAGCUUACUAUCAUUACCAUUUGAAACUUAUUUGACCAAAUUUUAACAGACAGGUUUUUAGAUAAUCAAUAAUAUAAUUAUGUACUGUACAUUUUGAAGUAAUUCAUUAUUUAAAAUACGAUAAAAGUAAAAAUCCCGCCAAAUUUCACAACAUUUUAAUGAGUAGAUUUUGAAAAAAUGUCUGCUGUGUACCAUUUGCUUUUUUUGCCGCCAUGUUUUAUGUCUGAUUUUAAACACGUGCCGUCAUGCGAGUUACCACUCAUCGCCCGCAAAACUGUGCUCAGCCACCUUAACAUGUAGACAUUGAAAAUUAUCUUUUUAAAAAAUAAAGAGAUUAACAGCGAUUGUUCUACGUAAAGUUUACAUGGACAGCAGCCAAAUAAUAUUUUGAUUCAUUGCAAUGGGCUAAGUUGGACAUCUCUCACCAGGGUUUUCAACUGUUUUGGACAUACUUCUGAAAGCACCGGACAUGAAUGUUUUCUUGGCGCCGUAAGGCGCGUCGUGAGCGCCAAAGGCGCAAGCACCUGGGGGGGUCUGGGGGCAUGCUCCCCCAGGAAAUUUUUAAAAUAGAAUACUCAGAAACGCCAUUUCCAGCGUUUCUGGAACCAAGGAAACAGUUUCCUAGGCAAUGCUGGCGCUCUUUAAAAAUUCUCUUUAAAAAGUAAAUUACUGAAUGAAAAUGGUCAGUUGGUAGGGGGAGGGGGAGGGAGAAUGGCAACAACAGAAUUUUCAUUGGCUUAUCAUUGUGAAUUUAUUUGAUUUUCAAAAAAGAUGUUUGGUAACAAUUCCGUUUAAAUGAAGAGGGGAAACCAAUAAAAUAUCCCGCCGCUCAAUAAGCAAAGAAAAAAGAGUUAUAUGGCCGUUUUGAAGAAUGUAAUUGAUUAUUCUGUUAUCCUCUAGUCAGUAUGUUCAUGAGAUGCCUUAGUAAGAAAAAUAUAUAAUACAGUAGUAAAAAAAAAAUCGCCAAUAUUGAUCUCAAAGUACCGGACGUGGAAUGGCAAACGACCGGACGAAACGUCCGGCCUCCGGCCUCAAAUGAAAACCCUGUCUCGCCUUGACGUUUUGUCCAUGAUCCACGAUCUUUGACACUUUUUUCAUGAAAGAAAUCAACCCACUUUUACUUUGGUUGUUGUUAAAUUUUACAAUGGACUAAGGAACGUACAUUACCAUGAAUGUAUAAGAAAGGUAAAUGUUAAGUGCGAACCCCAGCUGAGAUUCUUGUAUCUGUGUUGCUUACUCUGGUUCGAUUCAUCGAUACUUAGCGUAGAAGUCACUGUACAGUGCAAUGUUUGCAAAUACCUUUGAGUUGUUCCAUCCAAAAACAUCAACAGAACUUCCAUCUUGAAACAGAACUAGAUACAAAAAAACUUAAAAUAUUUGCGCCUUUCAUCCAAUGGUCCGAAAUGUUUGGGCGAUCCCGUGUUUGUCUAGAGAUGUAAUGGGAUCUCAUGCAAAAGGGCCGAACAAUUAGAUUACGGCCUAGAAUGUCUCCAGGGAAUUAGCGAUAACAUUCCCACACUCGCCGGUCACGGAAUGACAUUUAUCGAGUCUUUGUUCCGAAGGCAUAGAAUUUGGAGGUUUAUUCAAUAAGUGAUCUUCCUUGGUACAGUAAAAGUUUUCGCGUUUUAAAAGCUGUAAUCUGUGCUAAGGCUUUAUCUGGCGAUUCAUGUUAUCCGCGCUCAAGAAAGUCGGAUUGACCGCAGCUGAAUUGUAGCGUUACUGCAGCUACUUCACAGCAUUUGGAAGUCAGCAACUGCGCUGCAAAACUGCUGCCGAGAGCUUCAAAGAGCCUUCAAAGGCUGCACAGCGCUUUUGCAUCCCGCUGCAACUUGAAUGAAGCUGCUGCAUGGCUUCUAAAAUGCUGCUGAACAGCUGUAAUUUCGCUGUACAGCUAUUUUGAAGCAAUUUUGUGGUGCUGUACAGCGCUGCAAGUUUCGUACGGGAUGAUGCCCAUGUCUGGGAACUGAUCUGUACAUACAUGUACUGUAGAUCAAAACAUAAUAAGAAAAAAACUACCCAUUCAUUGAAGGAAGGAGUGACAAAAAUUUUGUAAAUUUAUUCAUUGGCAGUAUUUUUUGCAGUAAUUUUAUUUUGCACCGUAAUGGCAUUCGGUUCACAGGCAUGGGCAUCAUUGUCGUUCGUCCCCCCUGGGUGAGGUGUGAAUUCUUUGCAGAACUGCUCCUCGGGCUUAUUUUGUAGUCAAAAACAGAGGUGCUGAACAAUUCUAUCUGAGCUCUGAUAUAAGGUAGCAUCCAAUCUCAAUAUCUUUUUCCUGAGUUGGAAGCAACGAACAGCAGUAAAAGUUGUUGAAAAUGCAUUGCAAUACAUCAGUGCAUGCAGCAGGCAUUUGAGCCAAAACUGCCAAGGGAUAUUUCAAAAAUGUCGAGGAACAAGUCAUUCUACUGUAUGGCAAGGUUUGGAGCUAUUUAUAGUGGUUCUAAAACUAAAGAGUACCUUUUAAAGAAUAGCAUGAUAGGCAAUGGGCUUUUGUUUUAUGAAUUAGCAAACAUUGAAUUUACUUGUCUCGAAACUUCAAACUGGUAUCUCCUUCUACCUGAUAGUAAUUUAUUUUUGAAAUUCCAAAACAAUUUCACAGCUGAAUUUUGAGCGACUUUUAGUUAUGGACUUCUGCUCCAAUGAUUUUUCUGAAAUUCCUCUGGCAUAUUUAUUAUGUCAAUUGACCACUCCAGAAAAUACCAUAACAUACCAUAAUGCUCUUUGUUUGUCAUCCCAAAAUUUUGCAUAAGCAUUGUCUUCAGUUUCUCUCGGGAAACAAUGCUUAAAUGCAAAAUUGUGGGGUGACAAACAAACAGCAUUAUGGUAUGUUAUGGUAUUUCUGGAGUUGUCAAUUAAAGCCGAUACUAGAAAAUAUCAGUAAUUUUUUUACUAGAUGCGAUUUUCUUUGAACAGUAGGGUCCUUUGAAGCGCUAAUUUAGCAAAAUAUAUUUACCAUCAAUGAAAUCGGAAUAUUUUGUACUAUUGCCAAAUGAUAUUUGUUGUUCUUUUCAAAGUUUCCCAGCCCUCGUGUUAAAAACGAAAAAGUUAUGACAAAAACUUGGUCACAGCUGAAUGCGCCUGUAUUAGUGACGGAGUCAGCUUAUGAUACAGUAUAAUAUCUGGGCUGCCUCUGCUACUGUCAAGUGUCUUGACCUGAUAGAAAAUACCGGUGUUGUGAUGACAAUCAGUUCUCCUGCCAAACAGUAUUUUGUUACUAAAUGAACAUAGAAUCAAAAGAACCAACUUGUUGUUGUUUAGUUCCCUGCCUGCAAAUUGUUUAUACUGUCGUCAGUAACUUGAAAUGUUCGUGACUGCCCUGCAUUCUAUCAAAAGUGUUGUAUUUUUCUUGAAGCAUGAUAGGAUUCUGUGACUGACAUAAUGCUGUCUUUUUUUCAGGAAUAAUUGCUGGUCUCAAUGUUCUACGUAUAAUUAAUGAACCCACAGCUGCAGCCAUUGCUUAUGGACUGGACAAGAAAACUGGUGGUGAGAGGAAUGUGCUUAUUUUUGAUCUGGGUGGUGGUACCUUUGAUGUUUCUGUUCUCACCAUCGAGGAUGGCAUCUUUGAGGUUAAGGCAACUCGAGGAGAUACCCAUCUUGGAGGUGAAGAUUUCGACAAUCGCCUGGUUGACUUCUUGGUGAAGGAAUUUAAGAAGAAAAACAAGAAAGAUAUCUCUGGCAAUAAGCGGGCAAUGCGUCGUCUGCGAACAGCCUGUGAAAGGGCCAAGAGGACCCUGUCUUCAAGUCAUCAAGCGAGUAUUGAGAUCGACUCACUUUUUGAGGGCAUUGACUUUUAUGUGACAGUAAGCCGUCCGAAAUUUGAGGAACUAAACGCUGACUUGUUCCGUAGUACUAUGAACCCAGUAGGGGAGGCACUGAAGGAUGGAAAGUUCCAAAAGAAUCAAAUCCAUGAAGUUGUCCUUGUUGGAGGGUCGACUCGCAUUCCAAAAAUCCAAGAGCUCUUGACUGAUUUCUUUGAUAAGAAGGAACUAAACAAGAGCAUCAACCCUGAUGAGGCUGUAGCUUAUGGUGCGGCCGUACAGGCAGCUAUCCUGAAAGGAGACAAACAUGAAGCUGUGUCGGACCUCCUUCUCUUGGAUGUGGCUCCCUUGUCCCUUGGAAUCGAGACAGCUGGUGGUGUUAUGACACCACUUAUCACACGCAACACUACGAUUCCAACAAAGAAGAGUCAAACUUUCACCACAUACUCUGACAACCAACCCGCUGUGUUGAUCCAGGUUUAUGAAGGUGAGCGAGGCAUGACAAAGGACAAUCAUCAUCUUGGAAAGUUUGAGCUGACUGGCAUCCCUCCGGCUCCACGUGGUGUACCACAGAUUGACGUCACAUUUGAUGUUGAUGCCAAUGGAAUCAUGAAUGUUUCUGCCAAGGAUAAAAGCACUGGAAAAGAGAACAAGAUCGUCAUCACAAAUGACAAAGGUCGGUUGUCCAAAGAAGAAAUUGAACGCAUGGUCAGCGAUGCAGAGAAGUUUAAGGCAGAUGAUGACAAGGUGAGGGAAAAGGUUCAAGCUAAAAACAGCCUGGAGAGCUAUGCCUACAGUAUGAAGAGCACAAUUGAGGAUGACAAAGUGAAAGACAAGAUCAGUGAAGAAGACAAGACAGCCAUUGCAGACAAAUGCAAAGAAGUGAUUGAAUGGCUGGACCAAAAUCCAUCUGGUGAAAAAGAAGAUUAUGAAGCUAAACAGAAGGAGCUAGAGAAGGUUUGCAACCCUAUUAUCACCAAGCUUUACCAGGGUGCUGGUGGUGCUGGUGGAAUGCCAGGUGGAGCGCCUGGUGGUAUGCCUACUGGAGGGUUUCCAGGUGGAGCUCAGCCUGGUAGUGCAGGCCAAGAAUCUUCUGGUCCCACCAUUGAAGAAGUUGAUUAA
This is a messenger RNA of Porites evermanni, 8218 nucleotides long. The record is from the annotation of a GenBank genome assembly. Lineage: Eukaryota; Metazoa; Cnidaria; Anthozoa; Scleractinia; Poritidae.